ACGAGGUUUCUGGCCAGCAUAGCCCGUAGGUUGCGUCUGGUGGAGGGAGAGUGAGCGGGGCUGCCCUGAAUGGAUUGACAUUAGAGGGAUUUACAUUUUAACUGGUGUCGUGCUCCGCAAAGACUACACGGUGCACGCUGGAAACCAACUAUUCUACUCGAUGUUUGUCCAUGUUGGUGCUUAUAACAUGUCCAUGUGUCAUCGUCGUGAGAGGAUUGAACUUGCCAGCAGUCUAUAUUUGUCGAGGAGGGAAACCAAUACAAGGUCUCGCUGUCUUGCUGGAGCGGAGUAUUAUUAGCAGUUCAGACAGUGCAACUGUCUCACUCUGGUCAUGCACUGAAUAACACCAUAAUGAUUGCAUCAUAAUUUACAACUUAAGAAUACAACGCACAAGAGGACGAUUUUAAAAAGAAGAAAGUUGUAUGCUGAGCGUAAAGUAAACAUUCACCUGGCUCCCAUGCCGGCUGCCAGAAGUCCUCCUCUACACACCCUCAGCCAUGCCUGCUUCUACCAAAACCACCAGGAGACAGACACCUGCCCAGAGGAAGCAUGCCCAGAAAGUGAUCAGCACCAAGAGGCAAACCUUUAACUCAAAUAAACCCAGAGGAAGAGCCACAGAGAGGCCCCAGAAAACACCUGCAGAAACCAAAAGGUUGACAGCCAGGGCUCAGGUGCAGUCGGCUCAAAGCCCUCGUGGAAGAGGGGUUAGUGGGCCUGCUAGUCAGGGCCCUGGGAGGUCGCCCAGCAGAGUUAACCAUGCCUUAAGUGUAACAGGAUCUGCAAGGCUUAGACGGCUGAGCAAUCUGCCUGAACCCACUGGCAAGUUACAAGACCCCCCAGAGCGAAGGAAGUCCCUGCGGGGCACACAGGUGUCUGUUACCCUCUGCCAGCUUCCUAAACCAUGCAGAGGAGGGAGGAGCAGGAGAGGUGGUGCAGGGAGAGGUGCAGCAUCACAGCGUGGAAACACAAGAAGCCGACCGUCAACCAGCAUCAAUGAUUCAACAUCUGAUUUGGAAAAUGCUAAAUUGGACAUCUGUCAUGUUGAAGAGAACGUUCCAGUUGCUCUGAAAACUGAUUUUGAAGUUCUGGCGGGAGUCAGAGAUAAGGGACUUGGAGUCAGCAAUGCAAAAGAGGGCAGCCCUCUUAAAGCAGAUUCACCACCACAUGACAACACACUGGAAGACUGCAUGCAGGGCAGCUUUGACAGCACUGUAACCCAACAAGAAAACAAGACUGUCCGCCAGAACAGUGAAAGCGACCGGAGGUGUGUGACCUCAGCCCUUGAGUGUGAUGAUGUUUAUGGACAGCUACAACUCUGCAGUGACACAACAAAAGAUAACCCCUCUGAGUCCUCAGCGCUAACAAGUAUUAGCACACCAGUGGUGCAGCGCGGCAGCAAGGGAAAUGAUAGAUCAUCUAUUCUUGGAAAUGAGCUUGAUCAUCCUGCGAGUGAUGAUCAAGCCUCUCAUCAAGAUGAUGUGGGCACUGUCCAACAAGAAGACGCAGACACAUUGCACAUGAAAGAGACAAGUAUGGAUGAAAAAAUGAUAGCUGCCACUGAAGGAAUGGAGGAUAUAAAUCAUGAGAGAAGAGAGAGUUUAGAGGCGGAGAGACAAAAUGAGACAGUGGAAGAGAUGGACGAGAUAGUUGAGAGGCUGGAUAACUGUAAGGAAGAUGGAGGGAAAAAUGAAAAGGAGAAAGUUUCCAUCAAUCCUGCUAACUCUCACUUCAGCACUCCAGCCCUUCAACCUUCGGCUUCACCUCCCCCUAACAAUGGCCUGACAGCACAGUCAGAAUCACCUGUAAAGGUGCAACUGGUCUCUGACAUAGCUACCUCAUAUCCCACCAAAGCUGCCACCCCCUCAGAGUCGAUUGAUUUAGAGGAGAUUGACAUGCAACCUACCUUAAACGGUGCUACACCUUGGUUAACGGGGUGCUCGACUGCUCCUGAAACUGGCCUGAAGUUGCAGACUGCUCAAGUGCAACGAAAAACACCAGUUAUUAUCCGUAGUGACUCCCUCAAAACUACAAGCUGGAGGGACUCGCACCAUUUUCAAAGUCAAGAGGCACCUUCCUCAGAGAGAGAAAGACAAGCUUACAGACCAGCAGAGAGGCUCACCAAAGAUAGUGAAUCUAAUUCAGAGCAACUGGAGCCUCAGAGCCAGGGAGAGACACCUUCUUUGUCAUUGUUGGUUGCUCCUCAGUUGAACUUGGAUGCUCUUACAGCUGAGAGCGAGCCAAACAUCAGCGAGGAAAGAAUUGUCUCAGUGCCAAAGAUCUUGACUCCCUCACUGGACAGCAGCUCCUCGUUCUCCUUCAGCUCAGAAAGCACUCGCUCCUCUUUUUCUUUAGACACUGAAUCAGAAGCAGGGUAUGGGGAGCCAAUCCCAACUUUACUACCUGGAUCCUGGGGGCUAGAGGGAACCCGCUUACCUUCCUGGAGCGCAAGGAAACCACAAAGGAAGGAGAGGAAGAAGCGGAGCAGGUGUGGGGCAUGCGAGCCGUGCCUGAGGAAGAUCAACUGUGGACAGUGCAGUUGCUGUUUGAACCGCAGUACUGGACACCAGAUCUGUAAGCUGAGGAAGUGUGUGGAGCUGAAGAGGAGAAGACCUUCCUCUCCAGUCUUCCUCUCUGCUGCUCAGGUGGUUCCAGAAAGUGGGUCGGUCAAUGGCAAAGGCAAGGCACAGAUGGAUGAAACCCACACGGCAGCAGCAGAGGAGGAUGAGGGGGAGGAAGGCCACAUACCUCAUACACAAUCUCCCCAUAUCACCCACUCGCUCAACCACAACCUGGCCUCGGACCAAGACGGAUGGCCAGCACUUGUUAAAAGAGAGCCUGGGCUCGAGCUGACCGACAAUGCACCUCACCAACAUGUAUGCUCUUCUAUGACUUUUCCAAACGGUUCUGCUGAGAACCUGACAAAACCUCAUGGUGCUAACAUGACCACUGGGUCACAGCCUCAUCUGAAAUCUGCAUUUAAAAGGACUACAACUGCAUCAGAGCCUCAAAGGACUAUAAUAGCUGCAACCCCAAAAGGAGGCUCUGAAAGUGGACUCAAGGUGCCUCAAGAUGACACGUCAGUUCCUCUGAAGAAGAUCAAACUGGAGGAACCGUGGAUGUGGAUCUCUGAACGGGCCCCCUCUAAGCUGAGUGAUGACGAUGAGGUCUGCGAAGACCCGCUAUCCACGCUUGCGGCGGUCGUGUGUCUUUCUGUCACAGAGAGGAAAGGACUGGAAGAGAAACUUUUCAGCUCACGUUCUCCUAUUCUUUGCUCCGUCAAAACAGAGCCACCAGAUUUGCACUUCAUAAAAAGAGAGCCCCAGGACUUUUGUCAGAAAAGCACUCCAGUCAGCCUGCAAAGGACUUCCCAGCCUGUGAAAAUUGAGCCUCCUCCAAGUGUCUUACAGCCGAGCAUACAGUCUUUGGCAGAGAGGAGAAAUCUUAGUUUUGAACAAGCUAUUGCUAUUGAGGCCUUGACUGAACUGGCAGAUAUACCUCAAAGCGCCCCAGGGUCCAUUAAAAGUGAAAGUAAGUGUGAACAUCCUGUUUCUACUUCUGCCCCAUUUUCAGCUUCUAAUACAACCCUGCAAGAAGCCAAACCUUCAGCAGCUAUCCACUACAACAAAGUCUCUGUCAUCAGCUCACCACUUCAUCAGAUGUCAGUCAUACGCCCUCCUGUGGCCAGACAAGGGAAUGUCAUCCAGUGCUCCAAGGGGUCCGGCUCAUACCCAAAGCUGUCUCUGCAGGAUCUUCUAGACGCCAGCUCAGAUGGUGAUAAAAUGACCCCAAGUAGGAAAGAGAACGGAUUUGGUUCUUGUGUUAUGAAGUCGGAAAGCUGCUACAGAGAUCCGAGUGACAUGAAGUUCAGAAAAGAUCAUGAUCGCUUGUGUGGGGACGACAAAGACAGGGUUGUUAGUAAAACAGGGAGGAACAGAGAUGAGGAGGAGGUAGCCGCUCAGCUUGCAGACCUCGCCUUCAUCAUUCAGUCACGACACAACCUGCACUCAGAGAACAACCCCCCGAAAGGAACGCCUGUGUCUGCCAUAAAAUACAAUUACAACUCACAGCUUCCACCCAGUCAGAAAAAGACCCCCACGAGGAAACCAAAAACUACGCCCUCCAAGCCCAGAAAGAAGAAGGUUAGUGAUGGAGGAGUCAACGGCAGGACCCCUCUAUCAAAGCGCAUGCAUAAUGGAGAGAUGCCACAUGGGGGCAGAGGCCAGAAGAUUCUCCAUCAGGGGAAAUCAGGCCAUCACCAUAAGAGGAACCUAUUUCUGCCUCAGACUCAAAUUGACCUGAAGAGGUACCUGGCUGAGGCUGAGGAGGAGAGGAGGCAGUUCAUCCAUCACAGUCAUGCAUACAAUUCAACGUUCAUGGGGAUGCAAAAUCAGAACUUCACCACUAACACAAGGAUCCAGCACACUCCUGGUCAAGAAUACCAACCAUGGUCCUUCUCGAAUGGCCCAAUCUAUCAACACAGUCCAUAUAACGGUCACACUGCAGGACCGAGGCCAGAGUAUGAAAGGACUUUGUUAUCUCAGGUAGCGCAGCAUGGUGCUGAUCCCAACACCAGCACAGCAAACCACACUUUCCCCAGCCACUCUAACGGGCACCACGGUCAGGCUAACGGCUUCUCAGGGGCUCAGAGGUCCCCUCCUCCGAGCCAGCAAGGCUACUACAAGCUGGAGAGGACAGGACCGGUCACUGUCCUGUCCACGGCUACUGAUGGAGACUCUGCAGAGUCAACUCCGAUCAAGAACAACGUCAACAGCUUUCUGGAGUCUCCUAUGAGUUUUCUGGAUACCCCGACCAAGAACCUGCUCAAUACACCUUCCAAAAAACUGGCUGAUCUUCCUUCCUGUCAAUGCGUGGAUCAAAUCAUUGAAAAGGAGGAAGGCCCUUACUACACUCACCUCGGGGCAGGUCCUAGUGUUUCUGCAGUGAGAGAAUUGAUGGAGAACAGGUAUGGUACCAAAGGGAAUGCAGUACGGGUGGAAGUUGUUGUUUAUACUGGGAAAGAAGGAAAGAGCUCCCAGGGGUGUCCAAUAGCUAAAUGGGUGAUUCGGCGAGGCAGUGAAGAGGAGAAGCUGCUGUGUUUGGUCCGCCAGAGGCCUGGACACUACUGUGACACGGCCGUGCUGGUGAUCCUCAUCCUGGCCUGGGAGGGAAUCUCUCGGCCAGUGGCUGACCAUCUCUACAAGGAGCUAACAGAGACCCUCCUUAAAUACGGCUCCCCCACCAGCCGGCGCUGUGCCCUCAAUGAAGAUCGUACGUGUGCGUGCCAGGGUUUAGACCCAGACACCUGUGGAGCUUCAUUUUCCUUUGGCUGCUCCUGGAGUAUGUACUUCAAUGGCUGUAAGUUUGCCCGCAGCAAAGUGCCACGCAAGUUUCGCCUGCUUGGAGACUACCCAGAGGAGGAGCACAAGGUAGAGAGCAACCUUCAGAAUCUCGCCAGCGACCUCGCCCCACUGUACAAAAGACUGGCUCCUGAGGCCUUCCAAAACCAGGUGGAAAAUGAGGCGACAGGAGAUGACUGCCGGCUGGGCAGGAGGGAGGGGCGUCCUUUCUCUGGGGUCACAGCCUGUGUGGAUUUCUGUGCUCACGCUCACAAGGACACUCACAACAUGAAUAACGGCAGCACUGUGGUCUGCACUUUAACGAAGGAAGAUAACCGUGCAGUGCGAAACAUACCAGAGGAUGAGCAGCUCCAUGUUCUACCGCUUUACAGGAUCUCUGACAGGGAUGAGUUCGGCCAUUUUGAGGGUCAGCUGGCAAAGAUGAGAAGUGGUGCUCUCCAAGUUCUGUCUGCCUUUCCCCGAGAGGUGCGUCUCUUGGCUGAGCCCGUGAAAUCAGCCCGUAAGAUCAGACAAGAAGCUCGUCAGAAGGCUCAGGCAGAGAAACUGGAGAAGAAGCUCGGUCUGACUCCUCUCACACCUGGGAAGGUGAAAAGUGAAACCCCCAACAAAGCAGAGCCACAGGGCUUCUUCAGCUCUUACAGACCUCCACCCAGACCUGCCAGCGUUGGAAGAUACCUACCAGAGGGGAACCUACCCAGCACUUAUAACCAGAGCACCAGCAGCUACCCCACUCUGGAUGCAGGGGUCAGCCCACAGAAGGAGGGCAUCUCCCCCAACCAACAUGGACUAGCAGGCCUACAGUUUGGACAGAAUGGUGCAGCUCUUUAUUAUAAGACAGUGACUGACGCUGUGAAUGGAUAUACUCCAUCACCUGGUGAGCACAGUGUUCUAUCAGAACGAAUACCUCGACAUAACGCCCUGAGUGACUACCCCUGUACUUUCAAAACUGAGCCCAACGAGGAGCACUGCUCUCCUCUGCGCAGACCCUCCCCCAUCGGGAGUGCUCCUUCUCCCUCCUCCUUCUCCCCGAGACCUACCUCUGAGGGCCUCUUCAGCAGGCUCAAUGGACUCCACAGGGCUGACGGCGAUGUCAGGGGGGAGAUCAGGGGUCAUGACCUUCCUCUGCUGUCAUCUCUCCCCCUUCCCCAGCAGACUCCCCCUCUCCAACCAGAGGAAUUAAAGCAGGAGGAGGUGUGGUCAGAUAGUGAGCACAACUUCCUGGACCACAAUAUAGGUGGCGUCGCUGUGGCACCAUCACACGGAUCCAUCUUAAUAGAGUGUGCCAGGCGGGAGCUCCACGCCACCACCCCCAUCCUCCGCCCGAAUCGCCGCCACCCCACUCGCAUCUCCCUGGUCUUCUACCAGCACAAGUCCUUAAACGAACCAGGACACGGGAUGGCCAUGUGGGAUGCAAAAAUGGCCAAGCGUGAACGAGAGAGAGAGGAGGAGGCGGAGAGGUUAAGGAUGGAGGACAGCAUAGGAGCUGGAGGGGUGGAGCUGGAGGAGGAAAUAGGCGAGGAGGAAGAGGAGGCAAAGAGGAAGAUGAAUGUCCCGACACGUCAAACAUGGACUCAGCCGAGGGACAGCGUCAUCACCAUGUCCCCUUAUGCUCUUACCCAAGUGACGGGUCCGUACAACCGCUGGACUUAGUCUACAUGUUUUACACACACACAUGCGCACACACAGAAAACUCCUACACCCUGUGCUUCUGCCUUACCUCAACUUCAAACUGCUACUCUCAUUUUUACGUGGUUUUCAUUGUGCUUUUCUAAUAUCUGUCUGUUUCACUUUGUCCUUCUUCUUCUCUGCCUUUGAGUGACGAGGAAGACCAAAGUUGGUUGGCUUUUUUAACUGUGAGUUUUGGUGUUGUUUUUAUUGUAAAGAGAUGGUGCUUUGAAGCAUUUUUAAACUGGUUUUUAUAUACAUGACUAAGAACAAAAAAGAUGUGAUUAUUUAUUCUGAUCAGAACGAUUUCUAUUUAAUUCCUGGUGUAAGCCUGUUUACUGCAAGAUUUCUAUGAUAACCUUCAUUAUGUGUCAGAUUCUAUGUUGUACAGUAGCUCUUUAUUUUCAGCCAGUGGUUCUCCUUUCUUGAGAGGAACCUCUUUGGCUUUUUACAAUGGUGCCAUUCUCACUGUAACCUUUGUUAAGCAAACUCAUCGCAUCGCAUAAUGUAGAAAACAAGACUAAUAAUGUGUAUAUAUGUACUACAGAUCGUCAUAUGUAGCAUUGUGCUUUUCCUUCUGCUACCUCUGACGUCUGUCGGCGGGUGAUGGAGGAAACACACUUGUAUUUUGGUUUGUUGUUGUUUUUGUUUGCUUCCUUUGUGUCUGGAUGGUUUGUCUUUUAUUCACAGCUAUGUGUGGCAUAUUAAGAAGCACUUUUUUUAUUUUCCUUCACUUGAAAAGGUCCCAACCCAUAGGCCUGAAUAUGUAUGUACAGAUAGAGAUAUAUAUGACAGCUAAGCAUGAACCCAGUUUUAUAUUUACAGUAUUCCUCUAUUAUCCGAUUUUCAUUCAUUUGAUUGAAAAUGACAUACAUAUCUCGUGAAAUUCAGCAUUAUUAUAGGAAUUGGGAAAUGCUGCAACAUUGAAGUGCUUAUUAUUAUUGGCACUUAGCAAAUGUUCACCUUCUGGAAAAGAAAUUUGAAAGUCUUUCCCGAGGCACACAUGUGAUGGUAGGAUUUCAUCCACUUACUGUACAUUGAAAUGGUGCUAAUAAGACCUCUGUUUUUUACAGAAAUCACAAAGUGUCUGCUAUGUCAACUAAAUUUGCCACUUUUCUGUGUCCAUACUCUGAAUAAGAAACUGUUUAGCCGGUGCUGACUUCUCAAACUUCAUCUUUGACCUCUUUUCUGCAUUUGUUGGAAAACCACUCAAACAUCACACCCUGUUCAGACAAUUUGCCUGAGACGGCCCUGGUGCUCAAGUCUUAUAAAGACUUUGUUUACUGAUCACUUGUUACAGGGUCUGAAAAGGAGGCUCACCUCCUGUUGAAUCAAGAUUUUUAUUUUGUAAUACCCAUGAAAGAGAAGCGCUUCAUUUCAUCACAAAACCUUUCACACUAACGCUGGAGGAACGUCUCAUUCAUGCCCUUUGACCUUCGGUGCUACGAGAUCAAGAUGUCAGGGUUCACACAGUACAUCAGUCUAACCUGAUAAACUGAUCGGUGCUUGCAUGGUGCUUUUUGAAACUCAGCACACACUGGUCUAGCUACGAUUGAGUUUGAUCAUUUCUUUUGUUGAUAUCAGACUGAGACACGUUUGUUACCCACCGUUUAUCUUGAUGUUAAGUACAUGUCGAAAACAAAUUAAUGUGCAGAUGUCCAUCGAUAAUUCAAAUGUCUUCCACAGAUAACCAAACUGUCAAUGCUCAAAUAUACACACAAAACAAGAUGAAUGUAAACUGUUUUUUAAAAAGCCGAUUUAGAAAGAACAUUUCUGAACACGAUAUCGUUGCAUUAUUAGUAAAUGUUUCUAUUGUUUGAAUGAGGACGACGCUCAGUCCACACUGAAAGUCUUUGUACCAACGAGGAACUGACAACUAGCACCAGCAUUAAAAAAAACCUGAAAAAAAACUUUUAUUGGUAGAAAAGUUGUAAAUAUGUAUGUGAACCAUAUUGUUUUUACUGUACUGUUAAUGGUGUGUAGACAAUGGAUGAUCUUGCUUAUUUUGAAACUGAAUUACUGUAUGUUGCUGAAAGUAUAUCCAGUUUAGACUUGAGAAGAGACUCAAUUUAGCAUUCCUUUUAUGGAUGGCUGAUCUCUUUCGGGAUUGUGAAAUAAAGUCAUAUUUAUAUUUUGGACCUGA
Messenger RNA from Notolabrus celidotus (New Zealand spotty), 9165 nucleotides. RefSeq names its product tet methylcytosine dioxygenase 1 (gene tet1). Gene Ontology annotation, cellular component: nucleus. Bases 498 to 7007 code for a protein of 2169 amino acids. Lineage: Eukaryota; Metazoa; Chordata; Actinopteri; Labriformes; Labridae. The record is from RefSeq and is a predicted model, not a curated record. Gene Ontology annotation, biological process: positive regulation of transcription by RNA polymerase II; oxidative demethylation. The transcript is spliced from 12 exons. Gene Ontology annotation, molecular function: DNA binding; DNA 5-methylcytosine dioxygenase activity; zinc ion binding.